Encephalitozoon romaleae SJ-2008 is the source of this 1380-nucleotide messenger RNA. Its product is annotated as putative protein phosphatase. The transcript has a single exon. The record is from RefSeq and is a predicted model, not a curated record. Gene Ontology annotation, molecular function: protein phosphatase regulator activity. Gene Ontology annotation, biological process: protein dephosphorylation. Bases 1 to 1380 code for a protein of 459 amino acids. Lineage: Eukaryota; Fungi; Microsporidia; Unikaryonidae. Gene Ontology annotation, cellular component: protein phosphatase type 2A complex; cytoplasm.
AUGAUUAGCAGUGAAGUGUCAAACCUUGCAGAAAAUCUGAAAGGGCAGGGACAUAUGUCUGUAGAAAAGUUGGAGCUACUUGUUGGAAUCGAUCAAAAGUUCAAUGGACUGUUAGUUGAGCACCUUGCUGCCUUGCCGCCAGAUAAAAGCCAUCUAAGCAUUUGUGAGCUUCUCCUGUUUGAAGAACCUGAGAAGACUGUUCCUGUUAUCCGAAGGAUAUUUGCAUCUUUUCCAAGCGAAGUUUCUAAAUUCAUUGGAAAACUUCUCGAGUCACCGUUUUACAUACAGAGGCAAGUAAUUCCAUUGUUGAUUGUGAACAUGGAAUACAAGGAGGAAAAAGAGGCCCUGAGGAGAUGUUUGAGAGAUUCUGUUGUGGGUGUAGCUAGAUGUGGGGCUCUGUCCCUGGAAAAGUACAACGUGAUUCCAUUUGAUGAUGAUGAGCUGAUGGAGAUUGUGAGGGACCUCCAUAGCUCGUACUCGGAAUCCAUCCAAUGCACGAGCUCCUAUGUCAUUCCUCUUAUAAAAAGAAAGACACAGUUUGUAUCUGAGAUAUGUGCAUUGAAGUCAUGGAGAAGAAGAUAUGCAAUUGCUAAGAGGAUACCAAGGCUCAAUGUCAGCGAUAGAGCCAUUAUAUAUUCACACUUGUCCCAAGAUCCAGAGGAGGAGAUUAGGAUAUGCCUUGCAAGUAACAUGGAGUAUGCCGAGGGAUGGGAUAGGCUUGUUCCACUGUUUCUAAAGGACAGCAGUCCUACCGUUAGAGCAUUGAUGAUACAAAUGGUAGGAGAUAAAGAGGAGUUCCAAGAGAUGCUGAAGGAAGCAGUCUCCGAUGCCAGCUGGGAAGUUAGAAAGGCCUUGCUGUGUGUCCAUAGAGUUGAUACAUACAAAAGCAUAGUUAUUCCACUGAUAAAUUCUCUUAAUUCUACGCCUAACUGGAGAAUAAGAAAGGAGAUCCUUGAAUCAAUUGAGUAUGCUUCGAAACAGGACGGAAAGCUUCUCAAGAUGUUCUUAGGAAAGCACCUCCUUGGUUACCUUAGCGACAAGGUAUAUGAAGUAAGAGCUGAGGCUUCUAGGGUAGUUGGAGAGUUGGUUAUGAUGUAUCCUUGGACAAUUGAGUGGCUUCCAGACAUUGAAGCUAUUGUUUCGUCGAGGUCAUAUCUGCAUAGGAUAACUUCUGUGAAUGCGGCGCUUUCUUUCGACAAGGCCCAUAGAACAGAGUUUGUAAAGAAGUUGCUGUCUGAUCCAAUUGAAAACGUGAAGCUAUACACGCUGGAAAUGGUUGAUCGGCAUGGAAUGGAUGAAGGCAUAAAGGAGAUAGUUUCUGGCCUUUGUGUUAGCUCAGACGAGGAGAUUAGGAGGGCAGCAAGAAACUUAUUGGAAUAG